AUGGCUAUGGGGUUCUCCUCAAUCCAAACCAGCCAUUUAAGACCUUCUUGCCCUUCUUAUUUCUCCGUAUUCCGUUCCUGCCCCCGCUCUUCUUCGUCCAGGUCUCUAUGGACUCGUACCAGGCCAGAGGUCUGUGCAGCCAAAGCUGCUCAUGAUACUUUUUCAAAUAAUACGACGAUCUCUUUGAAUCCAGUUCACUAUCAUACUGAAAGAGAAUCUAAUGGCACUAAAAGUGCCUGGAACAACAAGGUUUUUGCACUGAGAGAAGAAAAAAAAGUAAUGGAAAAUUAUUUUGGAAGGAACGUCUCCCGUGCAGGAGGUAUUAAAACGAAUAGCCAAGAAGGGCUUGAGGGUUUCACACAUGUCAGUACGUGUGAUAAGUUGGAAGAAAAUUCAGAAGGCUCAUAUUGCAAAAUAAUUGAUUAUGGACAAUUGGAUAAAACACCUGGUGAAGGAAAUCAUGUGGACAAGGUAAAUGGUGAAGCAAAUCAUGUGGACAAGGUAAAUGGUGAAGCAAAUCAUGUGGACAAGGUAAAUGGUGAAGGAAAUCAUGUGGACAAGGUAAAUGGUUAUGCACAUGAUGGUCUGGUUGUGUCAACUUCCAGUAGGAUUGAAAAUAUUAAUCUGGAGAAGGUCAAUGGUCAUGCACCUGAGGGUCCAAGACAAUUGGGUGUGGCUAAUGGGUCACAAUUAGGGAAGACCUCAAAGGUCAGGAAGGGGACUGAUUCUGGACGAAAUAAAGAUGAAGCUGCAGCUGUGAUUAAAGGGGACAAGUCUCAUGCAAAAGCUUCUGCAAUUAAAGCUGCUACAAAAGCAGAUAAUGAUUGCAAGCAAGAUCUUCGUAUUAGGCUUAAUACCAUAUAUGACAAGGUUCUUGUUGUCAAUAGUGUCUCUGUUGCAAAGAAAGUUGUGAAGAUGCUUACAGAUCAAUACAGGAAUCUUGUCCAUGCCUGUGACACAGAGGUAUCCAUACUUCAAGUUUAUCUUAACUUUGAUUGA
Prunus armeniaca (apricot) is the source of this 999-nucleotide messenger RNA. The record is from the annotation of a GenBank genome assembly. NCBI's taxonomy places the organism in Eukaryota, Viridiplantae, Streptophyta, Magnoliopsida, Rosales, Rosaceae.